This is a messenger RNA of Aspergillus mulundensis, 567 nucleotides long. RefSeq lists its product as uncharacterized. The record is from RefSeq and is a predicted model, not a curated record. NCBI's taxonomy places the organism in Eukaryota, Fungi, Ascomycota, Eurotiomycetes, Eurotiales, Aspergillaceae. The transcript has 2 exons. The coding region runs from base 1 to 567 and encodes 188 amino acids.
AUGUCCCUCAAGCGCAAAGCCUCAUUCCCAAACAUCGCAUCUCCGCAAUCCCCCCAAACCCCAAGUGCCCGACACUUCACGGGCAUGGACGACAGCCCAAAGCACCUGAACUGCCGGACCAGGAAACGCGUCAUGAACAUCCGUCCCAAUGACCAGGCUGUAUACGACAAAACCCUCCGAUGGCUCUUCACAGCCCAGCAGCGCGUCCAGCAGAUACCCACCCCGCCGACGGAGCCUGAACACGACGAGGAUAUGGAAUUGGAAGCGGAAGCGGAAGCGGUGCCCCUUCCUGCCCCCGACCAUCGCCAGCAAUCACUGCUGCAAUUCUUUCGUCCCGCCCAGCCCCAGCAGCACCCUCGUCCGUCCUGUCCUUCCACCCCCGUAACCCGGUUAUCGGGUGAGCCUGCGCGGGGUGGAGCGGAGAGUGUCUCGCCGGCUGCAAGUGAGGGCGGGACGAUGACGCCUUCUCGGUUCGCUGGCUGCAACAUGGACGGGGACAUGGAUAUAGACAUGGACAUGGACGUGGGCGGCGGCGAGCCUACUCAGGGCCCCGGGUGGAUGCGAUGA